Messenger RNA from Siniperca chuatsi (mandarin fish), 1656 nucleotides. Its product is annotated as dynein light chain Tctex-type 3-like. The transcript has 5 exons. The coding region runs from base 123 to 470 and encodes 115 amino acids. Gene Ontology annotation, molecular function: dynein intermediate chain binding. Gene Ontology annotation, cellular component: cytoplasmic dynein complex; cytoplasm; kinetochore. Lineage: Eukaryota; Metazoa; Chordata; Actinopteri; Centrarchiformes; Sinipercidae. The record is from RefSeq and is a predicted model, not a curated record. Gene Ontology annotation, biological process: microtubule-based movement.
GGAGUGUCUUUUCUGUGCUCCUUGUCUCUGAACACCAGGAAGUAAACAGGAACAAUAACUGAACAGUAGACAGACACCGGUGAUAAUAAAGACAAGAGACCGCUGUAUCAGUGUCACUAACGAUGGAGGAAUAUAACUCUGGAGAUGAGGUUGUCUUCAAUGCAGAUGAGGCCAGUAUCUCAGUUAAAGAGUGUAUUGAAGGUGUUAUUGGUGGAACAGAUUAUAAUCAGAGUAAAGUGAACCAGUGGACGGCCAGUAUAGUGGAGCACUCUCUGACUCACCUGGUGAAACAGGGACGGCCGUUCAAAUACAUAGUAAACUGUACGAUCAUGCAGAAGAGCGGCGCAGGUCUCCACACAGCCAACUCCUGCUACUGGGACACUGCCACUGAUGGGAGCUGCACCGUCAGGUGGGAGAAUCGCACCAUGUACUGUGUGGUCAGUGUGUUUGCUGUCGCUGUGCCUCUGUGACAGCAGCAACCAAGCUGCACCCUCUCCUAACACCGUCAUGUCUCUGUGAAGCCAUGAAGAUCCUCUCAUGAUACCCUCUGUUAGAAGUUCAUGUACAAGUAGCUUCUCUCUCCCCACAGGCUUGAACAAUAUAACGUCAGGAUACAGGUUGUGGUUUUGAGAGUCGACUGUCUGCGUUGGUGUGACUGUGAGAAAAUGCUGCUUUGUUAGGGACCAAGGUCAGAAUGCAACUCUGAAGCAGGACUUUGUAAAGAAAUUACACUUCAAACAUCACAUGCUCAUGUUGAGAACACUAAGUAUUUUCUCUCCAUAUGUUGUCCCAAAUGUUGUAAUCUGUGCAUAAUGUAGAACUUGAUUAUUUUUUAGUCAUGCUACAGCAAGGCUCUGGGGAUGUCGGUCUGUCGGUCCACUACUGAAAUAUCUCAACAACUAUUGGAUGGAUUGCCAUAAAAUUUGCUACACACAUUCAUGCCCCCCUCAGGAUGAAUUGUAAUAACUUUGGUGAUCCUCUGACUUUUCCUCUAGCGCCACCAUCAGGUCAACAUUCCAAUUUUUCCAAUACUUUGAUUUAUGACCAAAUACCUGCAGAACUAACGACAUUCCCAUCAGCGUUAGCUGAACUUACGUUUAGUGCUAAUUAGCAAAUGUCAGCAUGCUAACACGCUAAAUCAAGAUGGUGAACAUGGUCAACAUUAUACCUGCUAAACAUCAGCACGUUAACAUUAUCAUUGUAGGCAUGUUAGCACACAGAUGUUAGCAUUUAGCUCUAAGCACUGCAGUACAGCUUCACAGAGCUGCUAGUAUGGCUGUAGACUCUUAAUCUUGUUUUGUCUCCUUCAGUACAUUACCAAAUAAAACUGACUGAACUGUUGCUGUAGUUAAAAGUUUGGUAGUUAAGACAAGUCUGACUGUUGUGUUUAAGUAGAUACCCGAGUACUUGUAUAAAGUGUCUUUCCUUGUAUGCAUUAAUAUUUUAAUGUUUUACAUUGGUCUGUAUCUGUAACUGUGCACAUAUGAGAGUGUGUUUCCAGGAUGGAGUUGUUUAAUGGUCCCAACGACUAAUGCACUUUUCUUAGACUUUCUCUGUAGAAAUCCUGGAUUCUUCUGUGUUGAGUUUAUGGAGGCUGUUCAGUAAAUUAAAAUGUCGGAACGUCAACAGUACAGUCAUUAAAUGUAUUUAACAAUC